AUAACAAUAUAAAUACAAAAACAAAAUAAAUAAGCUACUAACAACAAGUUCAUAUAGAAGAUCGAUUAUUUAGCUGCCAAAAUCAAAACAUUAACAUCUGUUCAAUACACCAACCACUCGCAUCAUUACGACCGCAGCAGUAGCAGCAGCUACCAACAAAAAACAAAUAAUUUAUAAAAAUUUUACAUUUUCUUUAUUUAAUUUUGAUUAACGGGCAUGAUCGUUGCGUUCUGUGAACAUAGAAGAAGUAAAAAUUAACAAAUUAAUAAAACAAUUUAUACUAUAGCAGCAGAAAUAAUGCAUCGUCGUACAGUGAUUAUAUUUAAAUCGGAAUCGGAAAGUACCGAGGUAUACGCUGCAGAAUUGCAACAUCAUUUCUUCAAUCCCAUAUUCGUACCGACUCUUACGUUUGGCUUUAAAAAUUUGGACAAAUUGCGUGCUAAACUCCAGCAUCCCGAUGACUAUGAGGGUUUGAUUUUCACCAGUCCCCGCUGUGUGGAGGCCGUUGUAAAGGCGUUGGAUAAACAAGAAUUGCCGGGCGGUUGGAAAAUGUUGCAUAAUUAUGCCGUUGGUGAGGUCACUCACAAUUUUGCCUUAACCGAGCUGCAGCAAUUAUUUACUCACGGCAAAACUACCGGAAAUGCUCGCAAUUUGGCCGAAUUUAUAAUAGACAAUCAUGACGGCACCAAAGAUUUACCCUUUCUCUUGCCUUGCAGUAAUAUAGCUCAGGAUACCUUAAAUGUACGGCUACGUGAGGAUGGCUAUCGUGUGGAUGCCUGUGAGGUCUACGAAACAAAAUGUAAUCCCGAUUUAUUUGAAAAAAUGGAAAAAGCCUUGAUGGCGGAGAAUGUUGAAUUUUUAGCUUUCUUCUCUCCCUCUGGUGUGAAUUGUGCUCACGAGUAUUUUAAAGCUAAAGACAUAAACAUGGAUAAAUAUCGUCUAGUGGCCAUAGGUCCCAGUACCAGACGUGCUUUAGAGAACAAGGGUUUAAAAGUCUAUUGCACAGCUGAGCGUCCCACUGUCGAGCAUCUUAUUAAGGUGUUAAUAAAUCCCGAAGAAUGUAGGGAGAAUUUGGUACGUGAUUCUACUGCUUCAUUGCAAGACUAGAGGAGGCGGCGAACGAGGAAGUAAUGGCCUAACAAGGCCAUAAGUUGUGAUGUAUUGUUAGAUUUUUUUUAACUUAUACUGAAAUUGUAUAUUAAAUUUGAGUUGGAGAUGUUUUAAUUAAUUUGGUACAAAUUAUUACUGUAAAUUUUGUAACGCAAAAAAAAGACAAAAUUUUUAUUAUUUUAAGAAAAUAAAUUGUU
Messenger RNA from Lucilia sericata (common green bottle fly), 1307 nucleotides. RefSeq names its product uroporphyrinogen-III synthase (gene Uros1). The transcript has a single exon. Bases 298 to 1107 code for a protein of 269 amino acids. The record is from RefSeq and is a predicted model, not a curated record. Gene Ontology annotation, biological process: uroporphyrinogen III biosynthetic process. Gene Ontology annotation, molecular function: uroporphyrinogen-III synthase activity. Lineage: Eukaryota; Metazoa; Arthropoda; Insecta; Diptera; Calliphoridae.